Messenger RNA from [Torrubiella] hemipterigena, 2901 nucleotides. The record is from the annotation of a GenBank genome assembly. NCBI's taxonomy places the organism in Eukaryota, Fungi, Ascomycota, Sordariomycetes, Hypocreales, Clavicipitaceae.
AUGCGGUCCCAGAUCUACGCUUCGCUGCUGCUGGGUCUGUCGACGCUCACGGCCGCCAUUUACAAAGAUGAGGUCGGCGAUAUCGACUUCCACCACAAGUUGGUUGGCAUCCCCCAGAGCGACACCACCUUCUUCCACCGGCCCAGACCAGACGACAAGGCCAGUCUGCUUUACACUCUGAGCGAUGUUGGCGUCAUUGGUGCCAUUAAUCCCUCCAAUGGAGAAGUAGUUUGGCGCCAACAUAUUUCGGACGAUGUUACAGAAAGCACCAGCUUCCUCAGAGCCCCCGAGGGCCAGAACUGGCUGGUGGCUGCCCACGGUCGACGAGUUACGGCCUGGGACGCAAUGACCGGUCGAAGUGUGUGGCAUACCAAGUUUGAGGGAGAGGCUAGAGAUAUUGAAACAAUUGAAUUGAUGGAGGGUGCUAGGAAGGAUGUCCUCGCCCUCUUUGACGAAGAUGGCACAACCGUCCUGCGCCGCCUCAAUGGCGACAAAGGUACUGUGGUGUGGGAGUUCCGUGAGACGAGCAAGGAUGUUGCUCUUCAGGUUUCCAACAACAUUGCGAGCAUUUUCGUCAUCAGUCUCCAUGGAUCGCCUUCAUCCUACAGCAUCAAGACCACGAGCCUCAACCCCGCAACUGGCUUGCGAGUUGACCAGUGGACCGUAGGAGCUAAGAAUGAGGUUCAGGAUGCUAAGGAUGUCAUGUUUGUUGGCGCCAACUCAGCUGCGCCUGUUGUCGCAUGGACCAAUGCCGAUAAGACAAAGCUCAAUGUCCAGGUUCUUGGAUCCAAGUCCAAGCAGGAGUUCGCGCUACCCGCAGACACGACCGAAGUCCAUGUCCAUGCUCCUCACCAACUCCAGACCUCCCCGCACUUCCUUGUUCAUGCCGUUACCAAGACUGGAAACAAGGCUGAGGUCUUCCACGUCGAGCUGAAGAAGAGCCAGAUUACCAAGGCGUACGAGCUUCCUCAUCUCGCCGGCCACGGCGCCUUCUCAGUCAGCAGCGACAACGCCAACGUCUACUUCACCCGUAUUUCGGAGGAUGAAGUUACCAUUGUAUCUUCCGAAUCUCAUGGAAUCCUUGCCAAGUGGCCACUGACCGUCAAGGGUGGCCUCAAGUCUGUCAGCUCCGCAUCCGAGGUCAUUCCUAAGCCCGGUGGCAAGGAAUUUGCUGUUCGCUCCGCCGUUGUUACCCAGGACGAGGACUGGGUGCUGAUCCGCAACGGUCAGAGUGACUGGACCAGACAUGAAGGCCUCACCGGUGCUGUUGCAGCUGUCUGGGCAGAACUUCCCGAAGCUGAAAACCUAGCCAAGGUUUUGGCCGAAGAGGCACACACCAACCCGAUUUCUGCUUACAUUCACCGAGUCAACAGACACCUGGCUGAUCUUAAGCACCUUCCUGAGUAUCUUAUUGCCCUCCCAGGCAACAUUGUCAACUCCAUUAUCAGCCCCGAUUCUGGAAGCACUGGUGCUCUGAUUCCUGAUAGCUUUGGUUUCAACAAGAUCAUUGUUGUCGUUACCCGCCGCGGCCGCUUCUACGGUCUUAGCACUGGUAACCACGGCAAGAUCGUCUGGUCUCAGCAUGUUCUCCCCCAGGCCGAUGGCGAGAGCUUGGUUGUUAAGGGUUUGACUGUUCAGGACGAUGAAGGUCUCGUCCUCAUGCGAGGCUCCAAGGGCGAGUCCGUUCUCAUCAGCUCUACUGAUGGCCGCAUCAUCCAUGCCGAAGCUACAGGAAAGCCCAUUGCUAGCGUCGCCACUAUUACGGAGGACUCACGUACAUGGCUUCUUGCCCUGGGUCCUGAUGGUCUGCCCGCCGAUGAACAGCUCGGUGGCUCUCUUGGCGACGAUACCAUCAUUAUCCGCGAUGACCAGACCAUCAAGGGUAUCAAGCUUGUGCAAAAUGGAAAGAAGAUCGAGAAGCAAGAGAUCUGGCAAGUCAAGGCUCUCUUUGGCCAAGAGAUUAUCGAAGUUGCCACGCCUCCUGCCUUCCAGCCUAUUGCCUCUAUUGGCCGCGUGCUUGGUGAUCGCCGCGUCAGCUACAAGUACCUGAACCCCAACACCGCCGUCAUUGUCCUUGCUGAGAAGGCCUCUUCUAUUGUUACAAUCCAGCUCAUUGACACCGUUUCCGGCCAGAUUUUGGUCUCGCAGAGAUACACUGGAGUCGACCUCGACAAGGAAAUCUCUUGCACGAUCAUCGAGAACUGGUACGCGUGCUCCUUCUUUGGCGACUACCUCCUCGACGACGGCUCGAACCAGUCCAUCAAGGGUUAUCAGGUGGUCAGCACUGACCUCUACGAGUCGCCGAACCCCAACGACCGUGGCCCUCUUGAGGAUGACGACAAGGCAUCAUCCCUCGAGCCCGUUGACCACCCCACACAGCCUCCCCUGCCACACGCCAUUUCCCAGUCUUUCGUCAUAUCGCAGCCGUUGGGUCAACUGGCGUCCACACAGACUCGCCAGGGCAUCUCUAGCAAGAACCUUCUGGCUUACCUGCCAGAGGCCAACUCCAUCCUCUCGCUCCCUCGCUUGUGGAUCGAUCCUCGCCGUGCUAUUGGCCGUGAUCCUUCUGCCGCGGAAAUGGAGGCCGAGGGUCUGCCCAGAUACUCGCCGGCCAUCGAGCUCGACUCGCGCGCUUUCGUCAGCCACGAGCGUGAAGUUAUUGGCGUUAUUGGCUUUGCAUCGACCCCGGCGGUCGUCGAAAGCACCAGUCUGUUUGUUGCAUUUGGCAUCGAUAUCUUUGGCACCCGCAUUGUCCCCAGCGGACCCUUUGAUACUCUUGGCAAGGGAUUCAGCAAGCUGACAGUAACUGCCACCGUUAUUGCACUCUUUGUUGGUGUAGUGUGCCUUGGCCCUAUGGUGCGAAGCAAGCAGAUUAAGAGAACCUGGGAGGCUUUCAUUUGA